Messenger RNA from Cladocopium goreaui, 867 nucleotides. Lineage: Eukaryota; Dinophyceae; Suessiales; Symbiodiniaceae. The record is from the annotation of a GenBank genome assembly.
AUGCAGGAGCCCGCUCAGUUGGAGGCCACGUUGGCGGCCACCUUGCAGGUGGUCGAGGCGCAGAGGAGCCAACUGCAGAGAGCGCAGGAGGAGCUGGAGUUACUUCGCCUCGAGUUGGAAUCGGAACGCAGGGUCCGGGAAGCCGCGGAGGAGAAACUACGGGAAGCUUCGGUCGACUUUGCGCGAAAGCUGUCGCAGAUGCAGGCACGCGUCUUGGAAGCUGAACGAGAUGUGGUCCUGGGUGGCCAGGUGCUGGUGGCUCGAAGUGCCCCGAGUGGAGGCAUUGUCAGCGCCAGAGUGGCCUCUGAAGGACCAGCCCGUGUGCCGGGAGAGACACCACGGCGCCUUGCACCGGUCCCACCGCCGCCUCGUCAGGUGGAUGAGCCUGGCUUCAGCCGGAGCCAUGCCCAUGUGACCCGCACAGGUCCCCCACCCCCUGGCGGUGGCAGCGGCUCGCGGCGCACUCGCUCGGUGAAUGUCAGCACUGAUGGUGCCCAUCCCAAGAAACCACGGGCCAGGCCCAACAUCGACUUGCCUAGCGAGGAGCUGGAAGAGGUAGAACAGAGCCUCAAGGAGGAGAGCUCCAAGCAGAAGAAAUUCUGGUCAGUGGCUGCGCAGGCCUUGACGCUUACCUUCUUGGCUGAAUGGGGCGAUCGAUCGCAAAUCUCCACCAUUGCCUUAGCAGCUGCCAAGGACCCUUUGGGCGUGACGCUGGGUGGCAUCAUUGGCCAUUCUUGCUGCACAACAUUGGCAGUCAUGGGUGGCCGAGUGCUGGCGGAACACAUCUCGGAGCGCAUGGUGGUCACCGCUGGUGGAGUGCUCUUCCUGUGCUUUGCUCUACAUGGUGCCAUCAUGGGCUCUGACUAA